AUGUCGUCAUCUUCUAGCUCAGAUUCAAGGACAUUAAAAUCAGUAUGUUUCCAUGGAGACGAAGCAGUUAUAUUCACGUCAAAUACCGACCUCAAUCCUUGUCGUCGAUUCCGACGUUGCCGCAACAUACAGAAUGCAUGUACAUACUUUUCUUGGGUUGAUCCGGAGCUUGGACCAUUUCAGAAAUCAUGUUUUCUGAAACUGAAGGCUGAGAAGGCAUUACUGGAGGAGCAAUUAAAAUGCAGAGAUGUUACUGAAGUAGCAUUGGUUGAGAGGCUGAAAAUGAAGGAAGAUGAACUAUUGUAUCUUAAAUCCAAAGUAAAUGAGUUGGAGGAGCAAGUACAAGUCUUGUCCAAGAGAAACAGAUUCAGAUAUCCUAUUGUGUGUGUGUCAGUUGUGUUAUUUGUUGUUUUGCUUUUGUUCUUUGGUAAAGAGGAAAAUGGUUGA
This is a messenger RNA of Striga hermonthica, 447 nucleotides long. The record is from the annotation of a GenBank genome assembly. Lineage: Eukaryota; Viridiplantae; Streptophyta; Magnoliopsida; Lamiales; Orobanchaceae.